AUGGACGUGGACCUCGACGUGGACAUGGACGUGGAGGACUUGGACGUGGACAUGGACGUGGACGUGGAGGACUUGGACAGAGACGUGGACGUGGACGUGGACGUGGACGUGGACGUGGACGUGGACAUGGACGUGGACGUGGAGGACUUGGACGUGGACAUGGACGUGGACGUGGACAUGGACGUGGACAUGGACAUGGACGUGGACGUGGACAUGGACGUGGACGUGGAAGUGGACGUGGACGUUGACGUGGACAUGGACGUGGACUUGGACGUGGACGUGGACGUGGACUUGGACGUGGACGUGGAUGUGGACGUGGACGUGGACAUGGACGUGGACGUGGACGUGGAUGUGGAUGUGGACAUGGACGUGGACGUGGACGUGGACAUGGACGUGGACGUGCACGUGGACGACUUGGACGUGGACAUGGACGUGGACGUGGACGUGGACAUGGACGUGGACAUGGACCUGGACGUGGACGUGGACGUGGACCUGGACGUGGAUGUGGACGUGGACCUGAACGUGGACGUGGAUGUGGACGUGGACGUGGACGUGGACGUGGACGUAGACGUGGACGUGGACGUGGACAUGGACACGGACGUGGACGUGGACAUGGACACGGACGUGGACGUGGACGUGGACGUGGACAUGGACGUGGACGUGGACGUGGAGGACAUGGACGUGGACAUGGACGUGGACGGGGACGUGGACGUGGACGUGGACGUGGACAUGGAUGUGGACGUGGACGUGGACAUGGACGCGGAUAUCGACGUGGACGUGGACAUGGACGUGGACAUGGACGUGGACGUGGACAUGGACGUGGACGUGGACGUGGACGUAGACAUGGACGUGGACGUCGACGUGGACGUGGACGUGGACAUGGACGUGGACGUGGACGUGGACGUUGACGUGGACGUGGACGUGAACAUGGACGUGGACAUGGACGUGGACGUGGACAUGGACGUGGACGUGGACGUGGACAAGGACGUGGACGUGGACGUGGACAUGGACGUGGACAUGGACGUAGACGUGGACGUGGACAUGGACGUGGACGUGGACGUGGAGGACACGGACGUGGACAUGGACGUGGACGUGGACGUGGACAUGGACAUGGACGCGGACGUGGACAUGGACGUGGACGUGGACGUGGACAUGGACGUGGAGGAUGUGGACGUGGACGUGGACGGGGUCGUGGACGUGGACGUUGACGUGGACGCGGACGUGGACGUGGACAUGGACGUGGACGUGGUCGUGGACGUGGACGUGGACGUGGACGUGGACGUGGACAUGGACGUGGACGUGGACGUGGACGUGGACGUGGACAUGGACGUGGACAUGGUCGUGGACGUGGACAUGGACGUGGACGUGGACGUGGAUUUGGACGUGGACAUGGACGUGGACAUGGAUGUGGACAUGGACGUGGACGUCGACGUGGACGUGGACGUGGACGUGGACGUGGACGUGCACGUGGACGUGGACGUGGACGUUGACGUGGACGUGGACCUGGUCGUGGUCGUGGACGUGGACGUGGACCUGGACGUGGACGUGGACAUGCACGUGGACGUGAACGUGGACGUGGACGUGGACGUGAACAUGGUCGUGGUCGUGGACGUGGACGUGGACGUGGACGUGGACAUGGACGUGGACGUGGACGUGGACGUGGACGUGGACGUGGAUGUGGACGUGGACGUGGACGUGGACGUAGACGUAGACGUGGAUGUGGACGUGGACGUGGACAUGGUAUUGGACGUGGACGUGGACGUGGACGUGGACGUGGACGUUGACGUGGACGUGGACGUGGACGUGGACCUGGACGUGGACCUGGACGUGGACGUGGACGUGGACGUCGUGGUCGUGGACAUGGACGUGGACGUCGACGUGGACAUGGACGUGGAGGACUUGGACGUGGACAUGGACGUGGACGUGGAGGACUUGGACAGAGACGUGGACGUGGACGUGGACGUGGACGUGGACAUGGACAUGGACGUGGAGGACUUGGACGUGGACAUGGACGUGGACGUGGACAUGGACGUGGACAUGGACAUGGACGUGGACGUGGACAUGGACGUGGACGUGGACGUGGACGUGGACGUUGACGUGGACAUGGACGUGGACUUGGACGUGGACGUGGACGUGGACUUGGACGUGGACGUGGAUGUGGACGUGGACGUGGACAUGGACGUGCACGUGGACGUGGAUGUGGAUGUGGACAUGGACGUGGACGUGGACGUGGACAUGGACGUGGACGUGCACGUGGACGUGGACGUGCACGUGGACGACUUGGACGUGGACAUGGACGUGGACGUGGACGUGGACAUGGACGUGGACAUGGACCUGGACGUGGACGUGGACGUGGACCUGGACGUGGAUGUGGACGUGGACCUGAACGUGGACGUGGAUGUGGACGUGGACGUGGACGUGGACGUGGACGUAGACGUGGACGUGGACGUGGACGUGGACAUGGACGUGGACGUGCACGUGGACGUGGACACGGACGUGGACGUGGACGUGGACGUGGACAUGGACGUGGACGUGGACGUGGAGGACAUGGACGUGGACAUGGACGUGGACGGGGACGUGGACGUGGACGUGGACGUGGACAUGGAUGUGGACGUGGACGUGGACAUGGACGCGGAUAUCGACGUGGACGUGGACAUGGACGUGGACAUGGACGUGGACGUGGACAUGGACGUGGACAUGGACGUGGACGUAGACAUGGACGUGGACGUCGACGUGGACGUGGACGUGGACAUGGACGUGGACGUGGACGUGGACGUUGACGUGGACGUGGACGUGAACAUGGACGUGGACAUGGACGUGGACGUGGACAUGGACCUGGACGUGGACGUGGACAAGGACGUGGACGUGGACGUGGACAUGGACGUGGACAUGGACGUAGACGUGGACGUGGACAUGGACGUGGACGUGGACGUGGAGGACAUGGACGUGGACAUGGACGUGGACGUGGACGUGGACAUGGAUGUGAACGUGGACGUGGACGUGGACAUGGACGCGGACAUCGACGUGGACGUAGACAUGGACGUGGACAUGGACGUGGACGUGGACAUGGACGUGGACGUGGACGUGGACAUGGACGUGGACGUGGACGUGGAGGACUUGGAUGUGGACAUGGACGUCGACGUGGACGUGGACGUGGACGUGGACGUGGACAUGGACGUGGACGUGGACGUGGAUGUGGACAUGGACGUGGACCUGGACGUGGACAUGGACGUGGACGUGGACAUGGACGUGGACAUGGACAUGGACGACAUGGACGUGGACAUGGACGUGGACAUUGACGUGGACAUGGACAUGGACAUGGACGUGGACGUGGACGUGGACAUGGACGUGGACGUGGACGUGGACGUGGACAUGGACACGGACGUGGACGUGGACAUGGACCUGGACAUGGACGUGGACGUGGACGUGGACCUGGACAUGGACGUGGACGUGGACGUGGAGGACAUGGACGUGGACAUGGACGUGGACGUGGACGUGGACGUGGACAUGGAUGUGGACGUGGACGUGGACAUGGACGCGGACAUCGACGUGGACGUGGACAUGGACGUGGACAUGGACGUGGACGUGGACAUGGACGUGGACGUGGACGUAGACAUGGACGUGGACGUGGACGUGGACCUGGACGUGGACGUGGACGUGGACGUGGACAUGGACGUGGACGUGGACGUGGACGUGGACGUGGACAUGGACGUGGACGUGGACGUGGAGGACAUGGACGUUGACAUGGACGUGGACGUGGACGUGGACAUGGACGUGGACGUGGACGUGGACAUGGACGUUGACGUGGACGUGGACGUGGACGUGGACAUGGACGUGGACGUGGACGUGGACGUGGACAUGGACGUUGACGUGGACGUGGACGUGGACGUGGACAUGGACGUGGACGUGGACGUGGAGGACAUGGACGUGGACAUGGACGUUGACGUGGACGUGGACGUGGACGUGGACAUGGAUGUGGACGUGGACGUGGACAUGGAUGCGGACAUCGACGUGGACGUGGACAUGGACGUGGACAUGGACGUGGACGUGGACAUGGACGUGGACGUGGACGUAGACAUGGACGUGGACGUGGACGUGGAGGACUUGGAUGUGGACAUGGACGUGGACGUGGACGUGGACGUGGACAUGGACGCGGACAUGGACGUGGACGUGGACAUGGACGUGGAUGUGGAGGUGGACGUGGACAUGGACGUGGCAUGGACGUGGAUAUGA
This is a messenger RNA of Closterium sp. NIES-65, 4233 nucleotides long. The record is from the annotation of a GenBank genome assembly. NCBI's taxonomy places the organism in Eukaryota, Viridiplantae, Streptophyta, Zygnematophyceae, Desmidiales, Closteriaceae.